CAGGUGGUAGUCUUUCUUAGUAUUUUUGGCGGGAGAUGAUCAAGUGAAAAAUAGAACAUAGAACAUUGUCGUGUAGAUUUCUCAACGUAAACGCCUAUCCUGUAACGAGUUAAUUGUCAUCUAUUUAAUACUGCAAUUACCCAAUAUAAAAAUAAUAAAGCUAUCAUCAUAACGCCGAACUUCUUUAACAUUUAAAACUGUUACAAUGGUUCUGGUAAAUAGAGAUGAUCAAGAAUCUCAACUUCUCAAAAGCGAUGAUGGCAAACCGUCAGUUUUUGAAAGAAAAAGAGCACAGUACACGGAUUAUUCAUCGCGCUUUCAUGAAAGGAAAACGGAUUUUUCAAAACAAUUUGCUCACAUGUACGCGUGCAGGCUUGCCGAGCUGCGACCGAUUCUGAUUGACAGGGUUGAAGCAAAGUGGGCGGAUAUUCCAAUCGUAAAAUUGGCUGAUUUGGAGCACCAGCUCGAUAAACGUUGCAUUAUUAUUGGUACUCUUUAUAAGCAUCAACAAUGGAAGCCUUCUAUACUGCGUGAGCUGAACGAAGAAACAACUGAGGUUGUCGUAGAGCAGAAGGAUCAUUAUUGCGAUGAAAAAGAUCAACCAUUCCUCGAGGAUGAAAUGUUAAGAAUUAAAUUGGUUGGAGAUAAAGUCGACAUUGAUGAAGUCAUCACAGGAGUCGUGUGUGCAAUUUUGGGCCACAAAACAGAGUCUGGGACUUUUGAUAUGGAAGACUGGUGUUUUCCUGGCUGCCCAUUACAAUCACGAACUCCAAUUACACCAAUAAAAGGAAAGCUUGUUCUCGUUUCCACUCUUGAUUUGAUGAACAAUGCCAAGUGUUUAUCAACAAGCCUUCUGUCCGAGUGGAUAAGCGGAAUGGCUGGAAACCUGAUGUCUCAGUCGGAACAAGCGAGCGUUGUGCGAGUCUUAUUGACCGGUAACAGUGUCUCAUCAACAAGCAAUGAAAGAAGCGAACAGGAUUUGUUAGUCAAUGCGGCUUACAACCAAGAAUCAAUUACUCAGACAUCCGCAGCCAUCGACAAAUUGGACAAAUGGCUAAAGGGACUUCUUGAGCAUUGCUGUGUCACUCUCAUGCCAGGAGAACAUGACCCAACUAAUUUUAUGCUCCCUCAAAAACCUUUUCAUCGUUUUAUGCUGCAAAACUCAAGCAGAUAUGCGCAUUUUCAAGGGGCAAGCAAUCCUUGGAUUGGAAAAGUUGGCAAUCGUUUAGUCACAGGUUCGAGUGGACAACCAAUUGAGGAUAUAGCGAGAGUAUGCGGCAACACGAGUAAGCGAACACCACUGGAUUGGCUUGAAAGAACAUUGGUGUGGCGUCAUUUUUGUCCAACCGCACCCGACACUCUACCAUCGCAUCCUUAUUACGAAAAAGACUUGUUCAUUAUGUCAGAAUGUCCGGACAUUUAUUUCGUUGGUAAUACGAACAAAUUCGAAACGAAACUGUGGACAGGCGACAAUGGUCAGACUGUGAGACUGAUAUGCGUACCUCAAUUUACCAAAACAAAAAGUGUGGUUCUCGUGGAUAUGGAGACCCUCCAUACAGAAACUAUUUCUUUUGGAUCAAACUAAUUUUAUUUUAUUUAUUUUUGUCCGAUUUAAAAGUUUUCCAGAUAUUUUUACAGUGCCUUUCAAAGCACUCGUCGCUCAAACAUGUGAUUUUUCGCUGCGUACGAAAAAAUUGCUCAAAAUAUUAAAAAAUCACAAAAAAUUGUGAUGAAAAGAAUAAGUGCCUGGAGACUAGAGAAAAAAUUAAUACCUGAAGCUUGACACGGUUGUUUUGUUUUUUAUUCCAAUGUCGUUGAUCGAAAUAUACCAAAAUAUUUGUAACCGAAUUCAUUUUACAAUCAUAAAUAACAAGUUUUUCGUUUGUACAAAAUAUAAAGAAAAAAAAACGUCACACGUUGUUCCAUUUCCGGUUUAUCGUUUCGAGUUCUUUGGAGACUUCUGAAUCAACGACAAUAAUAAGUCUUGAGGGUGCGGGCAAAAGAAAAAUUACAGCGUAAAAUAGAUGGAACGAAGGAAGAGAAAUAUGUGUGUAACGCUUGAAACACAAAUUGUAUGAAAAGAUGGAAAAAUAAAAUACAUGAGAAAGUACGGAUAAA
Venturia canescens is the source of this 2118-nucleotide messenger RNA. RefSeq names its product DNA polymerase delta subunit 2-like. Gene Ontology annotation, biological process: DNA strand elongation involved in DNA replication; DNA replication. The transcript has 5 exons. The record is from RefSeq and is a predicted model, not a curated record. Bases 206 to 1585 code for a protein of 459 amino acids. Gene Ontology annotation, molecular function: DNA binding. Gene Ontology annotation, cellular component: delta DNA polymerase complex. Lineage: Eukaryota; Metazoa; Arthropoda; Insecta; Hymenoptera; Ichneumonidae.